This is a messenger RNA of Pipistrellus nathusii (Nathusius's pipistrelle), 954 nucleotides long. Lineage: Eukaryota; Metazoa; Chordata; Mammalia; Chiroptera; Vespertilionidae. The record is from the annotation of a GenBank genome assembly.
AUGUCCACGGGGGAGGGCACCUUCCGGGAGGUCCCUGAAGAGGAACGGCAGCUGCGUGCCCAGCUGGAGCGGCUCACCACCCACGACCACGGGCCUGUCUUUGGGCAGUGCAGCGAGCUGCCCCCGCACACCUUGCAGAAGGCCAAGGACGAGCUGAACGAGAGGGAGGAGACGCGGGAGGAGGCGGUGCAGGCGCUGCAGGAGCUGGUGCUGCAGCAGGCGGCCUCCGGGCAGGCGCUGGCCGUGGCCGUGGCCGAGCAGGUGCGGGGCAGGGACCACGCCUUCUUCCUGCGCUUCAUCCGCGCCAGGAAGUUCGACGUGGGUCGCGCCUACCAGCUGCUCCGAGGCUACGUGCACUUCCGGCUGCAGCACCCCGAGCUCUUCGACAGCCUGUCCCUGCAGGCGCUGCGCUGCACCAUCGAGGCCGGCUACCCCGGCGUCCUCUCCCGCCGGGACCGGCACGGCCGGGCGGUCCUGCUCUUCAACAUCGAGAACUGGGACUGCGAGGAGAUCACCUUCGACGAGAUCCUGCAGGCCUAUUGCUUCCUCCUGGAGAAGCUGCUGGAGAACGAGGAGACGCAGAUCAACGGCUUCUGCAUCGUGGAGAACUUCCGGGGCUUCACGCUGCAGCAGGCGGCGGGGCUGCGGGCCGCCGACCUCAGGAAGAUGGUGGACAUGCUCCAGGACUCCUUCCCAGCCAGGUUCAAGGCCAUCCACUUCAUCCACCAGCCCUGGUACUUCACCACCACCUACAAUGCCGUGAGGCCCUUCCUUAAGAGCAAGCUGCUCCAGAGGGUCUUUGUCCACGGAGAGGAUCUCUCUGGCUUCUUCCAGGAGGUUGACAAGGACAUCCUGCCCGCCGACUUCGGGGGCACGCUGCCCAGGUACGACGGCAAGGUGGUGGCCGAGCAGCUGUUCGGCCCCCGGGCCCACGCCGAGGACACGGCCUUCUGA